This is a messenger RNA of Naegleria fowleri, 1404 nucleotides long. RefSeq lists its product as uncharacterized. NCBI's taxonomy places the organism in Eukaryota, Heterolobosea, Eutetramitea, Acrasida, Naegleriidae. Bases 1 to 1404 code for a protein of 467 amino acids. The transcript has a single exon. The record is from RefSeq and is a predicted model, not a curated record.
AUGGUGAGAAAAGACUCAAAAGAAGCAACAACACGUGUUGUUGGAGUGGAUCAAGAGGAGGAUGAGGUGAUGAUGGAGUCGUCCUCAUCAUCAUCGUCACUACUACUGGAUGAUUCUCUAGCCUCUGAAUCUCAACAGAAUCCAAACUCAACAACAACUGGUGGUAGUGCUUCCAGACAAUGGCAAAAGGACUCGUCUUCAUCAUUGGCACAAGAACUUGUCCCAGGUUACUCCAUUUGUGUCGGAAUCACCACUCGAGAUGAAUCACUGCCAGUCUAUGAUACUCCAUCCAAGAUGUAUAGCAGCUUGAGAUAUAAGCUUCAUUACAAGUGUACGGUCGAUGCUGAGAAAGUUUCUCCAUUCCCCAAAUUACUCAUGUGUCGAAUUACAGUGAUCGAUGAUGAAAGUGGAAAGGAAAUUAAGAAGGACAAUAAGCCCAUUGUCGAUGACUCUCUCAUCUCUCUCAAGAACACUUCGAGUGGAACACUUGGAGUCUAUGAAGCCAACCAUAAAAUCAAAUUCAAGAGUGUGAGUUUUCAUCAUAACAAGAGCAAAUGGAGACUCUUAUUGCAACUCUUCAGUGAUAGUAAUCAUAGUAUUAAUACACCAGUGUUUGUCAUGAAGAGUGGACCCUUCCAAGUCUAUGCAAGAAGACCAAAGGUUUCUGAGAGGGAUGGUUCGAAUGGUUUACUCUCUUCUGGAAGUGAAGCAACGAUCAGUAGUAGUACAACUGCCACCACCACGACGACAACGACAACAACAACGACUAACACUACUACUCACACGACAGAAGAUAAGAGAAAGAAAAAGACUGAACCUCAAAAGAACAAGCGAAAGAGAACUUCCUCCGUGACGAUGACGAACAACAAGCAUUCGAAAGAGGAAGAACUCGUAGUAGAAACUACGAGUGAGGAAUUUGAACCUCCUACUGAAGAGUCAACAAGUGCUGCUGAAGAGUCUUCUUGUUGUUCAACACUCAAGAAAGUCAAGCUUAUGGAAAACUUUAAAAAGACUCUUGACUUGUUGCUCAAAUAUCACUCUGAAAUGGAUGAUGAAGAUAAGGUUACUGGAUUUGGAUUAAUUCAACAAAAGAUGUAUCUCCACUUUUAUGGACCAAUUCCAACAGCAGACUUUUUGGCAACCUCAAUGAUUCCGAUGCAAUCCAUAAUACCCUCUGAGGAAGAAGAGAAUUCAACCGAAUCUACAACAUUACAAUGUGGAUCUGCGGAUGAUUUAUUUAACUCUUCAGCAUUGUUCUCUGAGAAUAACAAUACUCAUUCACACACAGAUAUUCCAGUGACGAGUCAUGAAGUGAAUAGUAAUUUCAACAACAACAAUAGUUCAUCCUUUGAUUUGGAUUAUUUUGCUCCCUCAAUGAGUGAAGAUUUCACAGCAUUUAUCUGA